CCACCGUUAUUAUACAGUUAUCCUCCGCCUUAAGUUUCCCAAACGCGGCAAUUCCUUAUAGAAUCCAGAUUCCAAUAUACAAUCCUACAAUUCCUCAGGAAUCCUCCCCCAAUCGGCGAUUCUUAUUAAUUCCUCGCCCAAUCCAAUCCAAUCAAUUACCCGAUUUCAAUAGUAUAAUUCCCACAUUUAACUAGCUCCAUUUCCAAUUAAAAAUUUCCGGACGCCGGUAUGAUGGUUCCGCAACCGGGAAACUCCGAGUUGACCCGACAAUUCCUCAGUAGCGUCCUUUCCCAACGGGGACCGUCGGCGCUGCCGUACUCCGAAGACGUCAAGUGGAUGAUCCGGCAACACCUUCUUGCUCUCUACGAUGUCUAUCCUUCUCUCAACAUUAAAACCAGCACCUUCACUCACAACGACGGCCGGAGCGUUAAUCUCCUCCACGCCGACGGCACCGUUCCGAUGCUCUACAACGGCAUCACCUACAACAUCCCGGUAAUCAUCUGGCUCAUGGAAUCUUACCCCCACCACGCGCCUCUGGUAAUGGUCUCUCCCACUCCUGAUAUGAUUAUUAAACGGCCCCACCCCUUUGUGGAUCCCUCCGGCGUUGUCAAAAUUCCUUAUUUGCAGACUUGGAUAUACCCUAGCUCCAAUUUAGUUGAAUUAGCUCGGAGUUUAUCGGCCCAUUUUGGCCGCGAUCCGCCCCUUUAUUCCCAGCGCCGCCAAAGCCCUAGCCCUACCCCAAGUUCUAACCCUAACCCACAUCCUAGUAUAAGUAGUUCCAUUAAUAGUGUUAAUGCUACACCUGGAGUGGGUCCGAGGCCUGCGAUACCUCCGAGGAUGACGCCAGCAGUAUACCCGCCACCGUAUAGUACUAGUGGUGGGAGUAUAGGGGGAAGGAUGGAUGACCCAAGUGAGGUAUUUAGGAAGAAUGCGGUAAGUAAAUUGGUGGAUACUGUGCAUAUUGAUAUAAUGGGGCUAAGGAAGAUGAGGGAGGGGGAAAUGGAAGGGUUGUUCAACUUGCAAGCGGUUUUGAGGCAGCGAGCUGAGCAGUUGGGGAAAGGGUUAAAGGAAAUGCAGGAUGAGAAGGAGGGGUUAGAGCAGCAGUUGCAGAUGGUUUUGAUGAAUUCGGAUGUGAUGGAAGCGUGGUUGAGGGACAAUGAGGGGAAGCUGGGGAAAUUGAGAGGCAAUAUUGAUGUGGAUGAAGUUUUUGAGCCAUGUGAUGUGUUGUCGCAGCAAAUGUUGGAGUGUGCAGCGUCGGAUUUGGCGAUAGAAGAUGCAAUUUAUGCAUUGGAUAAGGCGGCGCAGGAAGGGGCGAUACCUUUUGAUCAGUAUUUGAGGAAUGUGAGGUUGUUAUCACGGGAGCAGUUCUUUCAACGUGCCACAGGGUCUAAGGUCAGGGCUGCUCAAAUGCAGGCUCAGGUGGCCAGUAUGGCUUCUAGGGCAUCUCAUUAUGCUGCCUGAUGGAAAUGCUUUCAAGCAAUUGAAUAAAUGUAGCAGGUAUAUCAUGAUGUUAAUGAUGAAGUGGGUGGCAGAAUUAUAUAGUUCUUUUAAAUUGUUUUGGUUACUUGUGAAAUAUCUGUUAAUACUAUCUUCAAGUUUCUUUUUCUUUAUACAUUUGUUCUGAUUACGAAACACUAGGAAUUCUUUUUGAUGGUUCAUAUAUGAAAUUUUGCAUUUCUUGA
This is a messenger RNA of Coffea eugenioides, 1682 nucleotides long. Its product is annotated as protein ELC-like. The record is from RefSeq and is a predicted model, not a curated record. The transcript has a single exon. Bases 229 to 1461 code for a protein of 410 amino acids. Gene Ontology annotation, molecular function: ubiquitin binding. Gene Ontology annotation, cellular component: ESCRT I complex. Gene Ontology annotation, biological process: endosome to lysosome transport; protein modification process; protein transport. NCBI's taxonomy places the organism in Eukaryota, Viridiplantae, Streptophyta, Magnoliopsida, Gentianales, Rubiaceae.